Messenger RNA from Caenorhabditis angaria, 970 nucleotides. Lineage: Eukaryota; Metazoa; Nematoda; Chromadorea; Rhabditida; Rhabditidae. The record is from the annotation of a GenBank genome assembly.
AUGGCAGCGAAUCGCACGAUUGCGGAUAUGGCGUUUGUCAAAGAAGAAGAUAAAUCAUAUUUCGAGGAAUCAUCGCUAUUCCCGAAUAUGAAUCAAACGCUACCAAAUUUCGACUUUGAUCGGGUGAGAUUUUUCCAGAUUACUUUCAGUUUUAUUCAAACCACUCGUUUUCUUCAGUUGGAGAAAGACUUUUCAAAACUUCUCAUGGGAGAUCAAAAUGUUCGAUUAGCCAUGCAAGGAUUCUCUCGAAAUGCUCUUCUUGAACAAGAUCCACGUACAUUAGCCGAUGAUACGAGAGAGAAUUUGAUGCGCGAAAAACGAAGAGUAUGUUUGAAACCGGAGAGAAGGUGUUGUUAAUUACUGAACUUUUCAGAUAGAUUCGUUCAAAACCGCUCUUUGUGAACAACAUCGACGUACUGGAAAAUGUCCAUAUGGAGAUAAUUGUCGAUUUGCACACGCUGUCGAAGAACUUCGUUUACAAAACGCGGUAUAAUUAUAUAUAUGAAAUAUGAAAAAUGAAAAUUGUUUGUUUUUUUUCAGUUCCGCGGACGUAAUCAUCCAAAAUACAAAACAGUUUUAUGCGACAAGUUCACAAUUAAUGGAGUAUGCAGAUAUGGUAAUCGGUUAGUUUAUUUGAAAAUGAAGUAUAUUUCAAACAUGUGGUUUUUUUAAAGAUGUCAAUUUAUUCAUCGACUGGCAAAUGACGAAGUUGUUAAUCAAUUGCGUGGAGUCACUGAUGUUGAAUUGCCGCCACCAAAACCACGUGUUCCACUUGUUGACAUGAAUCAGAGGUUUGUGAAUUCAUUUAUCUUGUAAAUUGUUUUCUAAAUUUCAUUUUUUCAGCUUGCCAGUGAAUCAAAAUGACAUUGCUCGUGCAUUUGGUCGAUCUGUCGAUUUUGGACAACCAAGUGUUCAACGUUUGGCUCGUUUUAGUGAUCGUGAAUACCGAAAAGCGACAUUUAUGAAUUAG